CAGGUUUCUGCGCGAUUCCCCCGGAAUGCUCAGCAAACGAGGAUUUCAGAUCCCAGGUUGCCGGGUGGUAGGAUGUGACUGCGUCUCACACCCAGGCGUGUAACGGCCUCUGGCUUCCUCGGGGAACCUCUGCUGUUGAGCUAUACCUCAUUGCUAGGAAACGGGCACUGGAAGGUCUCAGGGUCCCGCUGUCUUAGCGCGGUAACGUCGUGCGCCGGCUGGGAAGGGACGGUGGGUGGAGCCGAGCCGCCGUGAAUCAUGCUAGUGAGUUGUGGGUCCGUCUGUGAAGAGGCCCACCUUUGCGGGAGCGCGUCUGGAGUCUGCGCUGGUGGAAAACUACACUUCCCAGCAUCCUCGCGGUGCCAGAACUACCUUCCCCGAAAGCUUAAGCGUGAUUCAUUCAGCCUUUCGCCUCCUUCCGCCAGCCCGAAAACAGGAAAUGUGGAGUCGCUGUGUUUGGCGGCUCCUGCGAUCUGAGGGCCGUGGAGGCCGCCGAGUUUCGAGCCUCAGCGGGGUUUUUUCGCCGGCCCUGCGGAGAGACUUCUUCACCACCACAACCAAGGAAGGAUAUGAUAUGAGGCGAGUGGACAUAACUCCUUUAGAACAAAGGAAGUUAACUUUUGAUACCCAUGCACUAGUUCAGGAUUUGGAAGCUCAUGGAUUUGACAAAGCACAAGCAGAAACAAUUGUAUCGGCAUUAACCACUUUAUCAAGUGUCAGCCUGGAUAGUAUCUACAAGGAGAUGGUUACUCGAGCUCAACAGGAAAUAACAGUACAACAACUUAUGUCUCAUUUGGACUCCAUCAGGAAAGACAUGGUCAUCCUAGAGAAAAGUGAAUUUGCAAAUCUGAGAGCAGAGAAUCAGAAAAUGAAAACUGAAUUGGAACAAGUUAAGCAGCAACUGAUAAAUGAAACCAGUCAAAUCAGAGCAGACAAUAAACUGGACAUCAACCUAGAAAGGAGCAGAGUAACUGAUAUGUUUACAGAUCAAGAAAAGAAACUUAUGGAAGCAACCACAGAAUUUACCAGCAAGGAUACCAAAACCAGAAGUAUUAUUUCCGAGACUAGUAAUAAAAUCGACACUGAAAUUGCUUCUUUGAAAACACUGAUGGAGUCAAACAAGCUUGAGACAAUUCGUUAUCUUGCAGAUUACUUCAUCUUCUUGUGGGGGAUGGAGAGGACUCACGUGGCAGACUCGUCACUGAUCCACAAAAUUCCUGACUGACUGGUUAAGACCACACGAAGGUUUAAACUGCAAUCAGCCUCGGUGUUUACUUGCCUUGCAAUAGCAUUGGGAUUUUACAGAAUCUGGAAGUAGUAGAGAAACUGCUCUGUUCUGCUGCUGCUGUGGACUUAGAACACUACGCCAGGAGAGAUUUACUCCGAACAUGAAAGUUGCAGCAGACACUCAAUACAACAAGAUUAUUCAAAGUACAUACGGACUAAAAAAUAUUUUAAAAUAGGAAGAUGUGCUUUGAGUUUGUGUUUUGUGUGUGUCUUUAUUAUGUUGAAAAGCUGUUGUUCAAAACCUGAUUGAUUUGAGAUAAAGAGGCUUUUUGUCUUUAUCCUUUUAAUAGUUCAUAGAAACUGAUCCAGAGUUUUCUUGUGUUUGCUUGAACAAAUGUAUAUCUUACAGGAUCUCUUUGAUGUCUGCUGCAAAUUUAAAAACUAUUCCCUACAUACUUGUUAUUGUAUUCAGCCUCCCGGGUAAGUAUUUUUCAUAGAAAAUAAAAUGUUGUUUUAACAAA
Molecule: messenger RNA, 1748 nt
Organism: Ailuropoda melanoleuca (giant panda)
Lineage: Eukaryota; Metazoa; Chordata; Mammalia; Carnivora; Ursidae
Gene: CCDC90B
Product: coiled-coil domain containing 90B
Exons: 10
Coding region: 440-1225 (261 amino acids)
Cellular component (GO): mitochondrion
Source: RefSeq, a predicted model, not a curated record